UUUCUGCGUUUUACAUGCAUUUAAACAUGCGGAAUCAGAGUUUGACCCGAACUAACAAAGGGAAGAAUUACGGAAAGAGGCCAUCAUCGACAAUUUCAACAAAUAACUUGACCCAUAAGUUCAAUGGCAGACGACACUCGAAAUUAUAAAAACGACAAUCGAAACCAAAACACCAAUUUCGGAUUGCGAUACUUCUUGCAGGCGGCGCUGUGGUAGCGUCAUUUCGCUGUUUGGCGCGCUUUAGAUAUAAGAACUUUAGGCGCCUCUUUCGGUACGCGCUGGUGCCCGCCACUUCCUCGCGUACUUUUCAGUGCGGUCGUACAGUUAUGGCAGGCACAGUUUGCCUCGCAGUCCUGGAGGAUGGCCAAAGAAAGAAGAUUUCGCUGCCAAACGGCGCCUACGGCGAAUUGCUACGUGCUUUACGCUCUCUGACCGACAUCGAUGACACCACUCUGAUCCAGAUGUACGACGAGGAGGUUGAAGAUUACGUUGACUUGGAUAUGCACAGCAACAUCCUAAACAAGGCCAAAAUAAGACUGGCACGGAGGAUAGCCCCUCAAAUGGAUCGUGCAGGCCCUGCGUUUGCUGUUCGAGGUGGAGGCAACACGGAAAUGACUCAGUCUAGUGCUGUUACAGAAUGUGCAGAGGAGGUGCAGCAUGUACAGUCUGUGCCGUUGGAGAAGGAGAAGGACUACUUAGAUUUUGUGCUACCCUCUUUUGACCAUUACGAGGAAGUGCUUCGUAGAAAAGUCCCGAUAAAUUGUGCAGUGCGACGUGCUAUUAUCAACAAGCUGUUUGCAGCUUGCUUCAAGAUAGCUUGGUACCCUUCUAGACAGUUGUACCGCGUAGCUGCCGAGAGGCUUGUCAGUGCAUACCCACACCUUGCUGACAGAGUUGGCAGCGGAAAUGGCCUGGACUCGUGGGUCAUGGCAUUGAGAAACAAAUUCAAGAACAUGCGUAAGAAGGCGGAGAAUUGCUCUGAAGAAAUGUUGGCAAAAAAAAGGCACUUCCUGGUCAAGCGCAAACAACAGAUGGCUUCUGGUGAAGCUACAAACAAGAAGUUAUGCCGCCUUUUUGAUUGCAGUCAUCUUGUAGCAUAUGGAGAAACUGCCGAGUCAUUGAGGCUGCACAACGAAUGGCUUCAAGACAAUGCUGGCUGCCAAGAUGAGGCAGUAAGGCCGAGGCUGCUUGCAACAGCAAAAGACAGGCAUGAACAACUUCGCAGCCUUACGCUGUCAGAUGCUCUGUUGCUGUUCCCCUUUCUGGCAACUGAGGCAUCGCUUCUCGUGGAGUUUGACCUACUUUUCCAAAGAAACGUGAUGGAGGCAAUGGAGAAUGGCUGCAAGCAGCUUGGUUACACUAUUCUGAGCUUUGGAGAAGCAGAAGAGGUUGUGGCAUUUUCCGAAGUGGGAUCCGAGGAUGCUGUUCUGGCAGCUCUGCAGUUUGUAGCAAAGCGCUGCAAGGAGCCCAUAGAUAGCAUCAUUACGCAGGAAGAAGCCCCGCUGACCCCGUGUCUGGUGCAGGAUGAAGGAUUUGCACUGCACAUCGACAAGCAACUAGUGUUUCAAGUCUCCUCGCUGCUUUCGGGAGUAGCCUGCCUCUUUGCAUCCUUUUGGGUGUUUCAUGUGGAAUACCCACGAAAGGCGCACAAAAUGUUAACAUUCAUAGAACAUGCAUUUCUGAACUUAACGCACACAAAGCCGCGUGUCAAAGCUCUUCAACUAAUCAAUUUUUUCAGAGGCCAUGCAGACUCCCUGGAAGAGCCAUAGGCUACUAACCAGUGGCCACACUCAAGGCCUAAAAAACUUCUUUGCAGCCGAUUCUUGUGUAGAGUUUCACAGCCCAAUUGAUGAUUUGGUCCAAGGGCUGGGCAAUCUGAUGUGUUAGGAAGCAGAAAUGCCAACUUCGCAGAUGCAAAGUUAUCCAGUGCGAUGUGCGCCGAUGCAUUUAGGAUAACUGCAAUUCUGUUCUUCGCUGCAACAUAGUGGUCAGUGAGGCGCAUGUACUCCUCAGAAAGCUUUGCAGUCGAUGCUUUUGUAUUGCUGCAGUAGACAACUCUAGACGGCAGUUGGGUGCUUUUGAAACAUCUUGGCAUGGCUGACUUCCCAAUCACAAGAAAUGGUUCACUUCGAAUGCAGCUGAAAUCCUGUCAUUGGCAUGCUUACCGCCAGUGCAUGUCUCGUCAUUGAAUGCAGGCAUUCUGUCUAGUAGCAGCUUGAAGAGCGCAGACUCAUUCGUGUUAAAGAUAUUGUUGGGUGCGCAGUCUAUCAAGAUGUGCCUCGGCUGACCAUUUUGCCAUGUUUCUGCAUCCUCUGUGUUGCCAACGGCAUCUUCUCCUGAAGUGGUCAUGUUUAUGGCGUACCUCACUUUAAAUUUCGCCAGCCAGCUGUUGCUGCAUAUGAAGUUGUGGUUCAGCUGCGAAGCGAAAACCGGGGCCUUCUCGGCAAGUAGGGGUUGCAAUAAAGACAGUGGACGUUAAACUGCCUCAAUACUGUAAUACUUCAAUCAUAAUGUGGUAGUCAAGCUUAAGUGUUAAGUUAUUGCUUGUGUUUUGUAAUAUUGUUGCCUUGCACACAAUGGUUUUCCUAGUUCUUUUUGUGCUGUUUGCCACAGUUUACUUUAAAAAUAUGUGCCGGCUUUUUUCUGCAAUGUGCAUUUGUUCAAGAUAUAGUGGCCAGUGCAUCAAAGUGACUAGUAGUGCACAGCUCAUGUGUUUUAUGUUGUAAAGGUGCUGAGCUUGAUACACAAAAGCAACAGUAGCAGAUAUGCUGUGAGCUAAUUUUAACGUACUGGCUCCUAUGUUAUGCACCAUUCAAAUUUGAUUCAGUAUGAACAGGCUUCAAGAAUGUUUGGUCAAAUGGCCUAGUGAAACCUUUUUUUAUAUAUGACUUUAGGAGUUUUAAAAAGUGCCUUUAAUUUUUAUUAUUUAUUUAGGUAGAUAAAUGUUAUAUUCAGUCACAUUAUAGGCAAUUUAUUUUUGCACACCAAAAUGUUUGUAAUGAGCACAGGUGUGCAAGAAAGCCCUCAGGAAUGUUGGUCACCUGUGCUGUGUUUCAGCUUUCAGCUCAAUAAGUGGUAUGAGUUGACCUCUCAAUAUAGUGCUAAGGUUUUUCACUUUUAUUUCUGUUGUACUAAGUCGCACAGACUACCACUGACUGGCAUCAGUGCUAGAUUGUUAAAGGAGUACUGACACGUAAAUUCGGUGUCCCGAUUUCUUGAGUAGCUGCUGACUCCAUAUUUACGGUGCGAAGCCUCAGUUCCAUGAGAGUGCUACAAAUUAAUAAUUAAAAUAUCUUUGUACGGCUUGUCCGAAACGCUCUUCUGGCAGAGUGAGGCCUCGGACAUGAAAAAGGUUAUUUGUCGCUUCACCGAAAGUUGAGUUGGCAGGGUGUAGUAGUUGAAUUGAAUUGAAGUUAAGGGCAUGAACUGAUUGUGUCGCCGAAAGCUGCCAAACUGUCCCUUCUGAUUGUUCACUUGGAAAUACAGGGAGACACUCCCUUCCCUCUUGUCCCGUGGAGUGUUAAAUGGGCUGGGCUUUAAACACGACGACCGUGGUGUGCAUACAUGUUGGCAGUAUCCGGUACCAUGAAAUUGCAAUUGGUUUCGUCGCUACAUGCGUAACCUUCUACACCUCUGAAGCAGCACUGCUCUUGGCAUGCAUUUUGAGUCUUAAUAAAAAGUAAUUUAAUUAAUUAUUGCAUACUUGGGGAAUUGAGAUGCCAUAAUUUAUUUAUUCGGUUGAGGUCUAUCAAGUGAAGUAAAAAAAUGGCACAAAAAUGGUCAAUGCUUUCAAUUUGACAAGGCUUAAAUUUGGCAGCUUCACAAAUCUAGUCAUAUGCAACAGUGUUGGGCAUGGUCUGGUGAAAAGGGAUUGUUUAAUAAGCUGGUUAAAGCUUCGUAUGUUGAUAUAUUUUAAGUGUGUGAUAAGUUCCUUAAAUUUGUGCCUUUUCAUUCUUUGCUGGCCACUGGCACCAUUGUACAGUGCCUGGAUUUCUUUGUUUUAGCCGUUGUGCAAGCUUUCUAGUCACUAGGUCGAAGUAUAUAUUUGUGGUAAAUGCUGAAUAUGUGAUAAGUUCAGGCUUCUUAUGUUUGUGCCAUAGGUUUGUCAUAUUUUAUUGUGCGAGACCGUCUCCUGGCCACUGGAGUUUUUGUACAUUACCUGUAUCUUUAAAAAUACUGUUCUAAACAUGUGCAAACUGUCUAGUCACCAUUUGUACUCAUUGUUGGAAGGAACCGCAGGACUGCAAUAUAUAAAAUGUGAUAUUUCUAAUAAAAUAUUUUGUGAGUG
Messenger RNA from Dermacentor andersoni, 4288 nucleotides. Its product is annotated as sterile alpha motif domain-containing protein 3-like. The record is from RefSeq and is a predicted model, not a curated record. NCBI's taxonomy places the organism in Eukaryota, Metazoa, Arthropoda, Arachnida, Ixodida, Ixodidae.